Acaulospora morrowiae is the source of this 233-nucleotide messenger RNA. The record is from the annotation of a GenBank genome assembly. Lineage: Eukaryota; Fungi; Glomeromycota; Glomeromycetes; Diversisporales; Acaulosporaceae.
GUGUCAUGACCAGAAAUUCUCGAAAAGAACUGGCUGCAGCUUCCAAUAGUGAAGAUAACAAUAACGAGACUUCAAAAGUAAAAGACAUAAGGCAGUGGUUUGCACAGUUGAACGUUGAUUUUGAACAGAUCACCGACAUUGUCCAAGAAAUGAUAUCAUUAUACGCCUUAUGGGAAGAAAAGGAAAAGCCUCGUGAGAUCCAAGAAAUUCUGCAAAAACUGUUAAAAAAAUAA